Molecule: messenger RNA, 1201 nt
Organism: Pocillopora verrucosa
Lineage: Eukaryota; Metazoa; Cnidaria; Anthozoa; Scleractinia; Pocilloporidae
Source: RefSeq, a predicted model, not a curated record
UUCUAGUUUCCCAAUAAUCUAAUUGUGUGCCGAAAACUAUCAGGACUUAGAUAAUUGAAAGCAAAGGUUCAGUUAUUCCAGCCUUGCAAUUCCAGAAAGCGGAUGAUUUAACCCAAGUUGUUUCCGGUGUUAAAGCCAUUUAUCUGGUGUAUGUACAGUUGCAUCUAUAGUUGCUAUUUGCAAGAUUCAGAGAAGACCUCCUGAUCGCCUGAAAGAAAGCAAGAGAAAAGAUGAAAUUCUUGAUCUCCCUUACGGUGCUAUGGACCUUGUUGAUGUGGAAAACUGCUCAUGCGUGUUGCAACUGCAACCAAAAAAUAUUUCCCAGGAGCUGCAACAGUCUAUUGCCUAAGACACCGAGCGGUGUUUACAAAAUCCAGCCCCUGCCUAAACAAGACCCCAUUUUUGUGUACUGCGAGAUGUCACCUGGAGUUAUUGGCGAACACAAUCGCCACUUCAACUUUCUUCCUCGCAGUAUCACUCGUCGACCUGAUGCCCAGCAAAUCAUCAACGCCCUCUUUACCGACAAGAAGAAUGUCCUGAUUAAGUUGCAGAAAAAGGUCGAUCGCAGCGAAGCCUACACUUUGAUCGAGCCUCAUCCAGAUUUUGCCCACGUUCAAUUCCGAUUAUUGGUCAACAGUCACUCUGGUUUCACGAGUCCACAGAAUUCUUUCAUGAGAGACUAUCUCUUCUUCGGAGUUCUCCCUGCAUCGAUUGCUCGACAGAGAAACCUCCAAGGCUUCAAAUCCAACGGGCACCGCGUCCAGUUUAGAAACUGCGACGCAAAUCCAAACAGCUUGUUCGCUUUCAUGCCAAACCAUGAUCUGCAGACACCAAGUAGCUACCAUCCAAAUCUGGUUUACGAAAGGACAGGCGUUGCUGUGGACUGGCGUAAAACCGCUAAGCAGAUCACGAGUCCUGAUCGCAUGAUGCCAAAUGAUUACUUCUUCUUGACAGAAUUGCACUUUGGGGGCUGUGGCUGUUACACAUCCAGUGACCGUUGGAGUAAAUUUGGCUUUCAUGCGUCUGCGAUUGGAAUUCGCUAAAACUGUUUCAUUCGUCACAGUUUCAGCUGCAGGAAUAUUCUCGGUCCUACUUUUCGUUAUUUCGCUAUUUGCUAAUUAGUGUAUGUUAACCGUAGCUAUACCACUUUGUAACUGUUUCAUUACAGCAAUCUUGCGCGAAUAAAAGUUUUUGCUCGUUA